GAUGACACUUGAAAUAUGGGAAGAAGACGCGCCGCGUCCCCGCCAACAGAGCGAAGACUUUAGUCCCGGAGGAUGACACCACCUGGACGACACCUGGACACGACGAGGACGAGCGCCGGCCGCCUGUAGCCCCAACCCCGGGACCGAAAACCACACCAUAGUGCGGCUGCCUGAGGUCGUCGACCCCCCAAGUCCCAAAACAAGAAGACUUGUUCGUGGACUAUGACGUCAGAGAAGACCAAAGUGGAGGACGAGGCGGUCUUGGACCGAGGAGCGUCGUUCGUCAAACACAUCUGCGAUGAAGAGGAAGUGGAAGGUCACCACACGGUCUACAUCGGCGUGCACGUCCCCAAGAGCUACCACCGCAGGAGACAUCACAGACGCAAGUCGGGCCACAAGGAGCGGCGCGAGCGCCAUGAGCAUGGCGCCGAGGGCUACAAGUUGGACUGUGAGAGCGUGGACGAGACCACCGCCAGCGUGCUCAAACCCCUGAUUUCCCCGGCGGAGAGGAUCCGCUUCAUCCUGGGCGAGGAAGAUGACGGCCCCCCACCGCCUCAGCUCUUCACCGAGCUGGACGAGCUGCUGUCGGUCAACGGGCAGGAGAUGGAGUGGAAGGAGACCGCCAGGUGGAUCAAGUUCGAGGAGAAGGUGGAGAAGGGCGGCGAGCGCUGGAGCAAACCCCACGUGGCCACGCUGUCCCUGCACAGCCUGAUGGAGCUGAAGACCUGCAUCGAGAAGGGCACCAUCAUGCUGGACCUGGAGGCCUCCACGCUGCCGCAGGUCGUCGAGAUGGUGACGGACAGCCAGAUCGAGAGCGGCCAGCUGAAGGCGGAGCUAAAGGAGAAGGUCAUGUACACGCUGCUCCGCAAACAUCGCCACCAGACCAAGAAGUCCAACCUGCGCUCGCUGGCCGACAUCGGCAAGAGCGUCUCCAGUGCGAGCAGGCUCUUCUCCAGCCAGGAGAACGCACGAAACUUCACUGAGCCCCCGGUGCCUUGCACAUCCCCACACGAACCCCCAGAAGACCCCUUUGAGGUCCUGAGGAGCUCCAGCAUGGGAUACCUCUGUAGUCCCACCACGGCCCACCGGAACCUCACCUCCAACAGCCUGGGCGACUUCUCUGACAAACCGGAGAAGGAUCAGCUGAAGAACAAGUUCAUGAAGAAGCUCCCCCGCGAUGCCGAGGCGUCCAACGUGCUGGUCGGCGAGGUGGACUUCCUAGAGACUCCCUUUGUGGCGUUUGUUCGCCUGCAGAACGCCGUCAUGCUGGGGGCGCUCACCGAGGUCCCGGUCCCCACAAGGUUCCUCUUCGUGCUCCUGGGUCCAAAGGGGAAAGCCAAGUCCUACCAUGAGAUUGGGAGAUCUAUCGCCACCCUGAUGUCUGACGAGGUGUUCCACGAUAUCGCCUACAAAGCCAAGCACAGGCAGGACCUGCUGGCUGGGAUCGAGGAGUUCCUGGACGAGGUCAUCGUCCUGCCCCCCGGAGAGUGGGACCCCGACAUCAGGAUAGAGCCGCCCAAGUCGCUGCCUUCCUCCGAUAAGAGAAAGAACCAAUAUGCUGGCUUGGAGCCCCCGCCGAUGAACGGCGACGCCCCCCAUGAUGCAGGUCACGGCGGGGGAGGAGGUCACCAGAUUGGCGAGGAGCUCCAAUGCACCAGAAAGUUUUGCGGCGGUCUCAUCCUGGACGUCAAGCGCAAGUUGCCGUUCUUCGCCAGCGACUUCUACGACGCGCUGCACAUCCAGUCGCUGUCCACCAUCUUGUUCAUCUACCUGGGCACCGUCACCAACGCCAUCACCUUCGGCGGCCUGCUGGGCGACGCCACGGAAAACAUGCAGGGCGUGUUGGAGAGCUUCCUGGGCACGGCGCUGACCGGGGCGGUCUUCUGUUUGCUGGCAGGGCAGCCCCUCACCAUCCUCAGCAGCACGGGUCCGGUUCUGGUGUUCGAGAGGCUCCUCUUCAACUUUAGCAAAGACAACAACUUCGACUACCUGGAGUUCCGGCUGUGGAUCGGUCUGUGGUCGGCGGCGUUCUGCCUGGUCCUGGUGGCGACCGACGCCAGCUUCCUGGUGCAGUACUUCACCCGCUUCACCGAGGAGGGCUUUUCGGCGCUCAUCAGCUUCAUCUUCAUCUACGACGCCUUCAAGAAGAUGAUCAAGCUGGCGCACCACAACCCCAUCAACGCGCACUUUGAGGCCGACCUCAUCACGCAGUACGACUGCCGCUGCGAGCCCGGCAACUUCUCCGAUCUCUUUGACGUCGCCGCCCGGACGAACCAUUCCGAUCUGUCGGAGAACGCCACCUGGGCGUCGCUGGGCCGCCGGCAGUGUGCGACGUACGGCGGGCGCCUGGUGGGCGAGGCCUGCGGCUAUGUGCCUGACAUCACCCUCAUGUCCUUCAUCUUGUUCUUCGGCACCUACACCUGCUCCAUGGCGCUCAAGAAGUUCAAGACGAGUCGCUUCUUCCCCACCAAGGUGCGGAAGCUCAUCAGCGACUUUGCCAUCAUCUUGGCCAUCCUCCUCUUCUGCGGCGUGGACGCUCUGGUGGGCGUGGACACCCCAAAGCUCAUAGUGCCAAGCGAAUUCAAGCCUACCAGUCCAGCCAGGGGCUGGUUUGUACCCCCAUUCGGGGGCAACCCGUGGUGGGUGUACCUGGCCGCCGCCCUGCCCGCCCUGCUAGUCACCAUCCUGAUAUUCAUGGAUCAGCAGAUCACGGCGGUCAUCGUCAACCGGAAGGAGCACAAACUGAAGAAAGGGGCGGGCUACCACUUGGACCUGUUCUGGGUGGCCAUCCUCAUGAUUGUGUGCUCCUUCAUGGGCCUGCCGUGGUACGUGGCCGCCACCGUCAUCUCCAUCGCCCACAUCGACUCCCUCAAGAUGGAGACCGAGACGUCGGCGCCCGGCGAGCAGCCCAAAUUCUUAGGCGUCAGGGAACAAAGAGUGACGGGCAUCAUUGUUUUCGUCCUAACCGGACUCUCCGUGUUAAUGGCCCCCGUCCUCAAGUUCAUUCCCAUGCCCGUGCUCUAUGGCGUCUUCCUCUACAUGGGCGUGGCCUCGCUCAAUGGCGUCCAGUUCAUGGACCGCCUGCAGCUCCUCUUGAUGCCCGCCAAGCACCAGCCGGACCUGAUUUACCUGCGCCACGUCCCCCAGAGACGCAUCCACCUCUUCACCUUCAUCCAGGGCCUGUGUCUGGCUCUGCUGUGGGUGCCUCAAGUCCACCGUGGCCGCCAUCAUCCUUCCCGUCAUGGUGAGCGCGGCGCAGCGUCCGCUCGCCAACGCAUGUGGCCGCCCUAAGCCGCCGUUUUGUGCCGCCCCUUUCCAGAUCCUGGCGCUGGUGGCCGUCCGCAAGGCCAUGGACUACCUUUUCUCCAGCACGACCUCGGCUACCUGGACGACGUCAUCCCAGAGAAGGACAAGAAGAAGAAGGAGGACGAGAAGAAGAAGAAGCACAAGAAGAAGGGCAGCAUCGACUCUGAGAACGACUUUUCCGACUAUCCUUACCAUGAAAAUGUGCCCAGUAUAAAAAUCUCUAUGGAUUUGAUGGAGCAGGAGCCCAUGUUGGUGAAAAAGCUUUAAAUAGAACUGAAUCGCAGACUUUCCUUGGCGCCCAUUCGCCGUGCUGAGCACCGCUUGGAGUCGUCCACGGUGGCCGAGUACCCUUGAGAAAGGUUCCUACCUGAAAGGUUCCCCUCAGGUCCGGAUAGACGGCGACACCGAGGACAAUUGCUUCUUCUGGAAGAAAGCGUCCGAAACUGACCUGUGAAAGUUUGAAGAGCAACUUAAAUAUUUUCUAUUUUUAUUUGAUACAAUUUCCUUAGAGGUAUUUUUAAAAUCACAAUGGCUGGAACGACUUUUUUGUUUUGUUGUCUGAUGAAGCCUCGCAUAUUUUGUGAGGCAGCACAUUAUUAAUAUUGUGCUAAUUUAUUUAGCAUUCAGCUGAUUAUCGUCAGAUGCAUUUGAGGAAGCAACAGAUGUCUUAUUGUUUUUUGUUUUUUUUUCUUCCCCCCCUAAACAAUGCAAUCAACCAUUUUUUUUAACUCAAAAUUAUAUUUAAUCGUCUUGUUUGCAUAUUUAUUUUAUUGCUAAUUUCGUCUUUAAUUGUAGUCCGCAUGGUCUCAAAGGGUCUUGCCCUUUUUUUAGGGCGCCCUUCAUGUAUCGUAAUUAUUAUUUUCUUAAAUGUAGUUCUACCUCUCAUUUCUCAGUAGGUGCCAGACAUUUAUAUAUUUUAAAAACAUCAGAUGUGCAAUUAUAUUUCUGACCAAAACAUAGAUUUUUUUUCUACCCAAAAUAGCACUAUGCAAAAUCUAAAAUGUUUUCUUGUAGAUAUAUAUAAUUUUGUUAUAUAUAUGUAUAUUAUUCUAUAUAUAUGUAUAUUAUUCUAUAUAUAUAUACAUAUGUAUGUGUAUAUGUGUGUAUUUAUAUGUAUAUGCAUAUAUAUGUAUGUGUGUAUAUAUGUAUACAAAUGUAUAUGCAUAUAUAUAUGUGUAUAUCUAUCCAUCCAUUUUCUACCGCUUGUUCCUUACGGGGUCGCGGAGGUUCUGGAGCCUAUCCCAGCU
This is a messenger RNA of Entelurus aequoreus (snake pipefish), 4553 nucleotides long. Its product is annotated as electrogenic sodium bicarbonate cotransporter 1-like. Gene Ontology annotation, molecular function: solute:inorganic anion antiporter activity; monoatomic anion transmembrane transporter activity; sodium:bicarbonate symporter activity. Bases 223 to 3291 code for a protein of 1022 amino acids. The transcript has 26 exons. The record is from RefSeq and is a predicted model, not a curated record. Gene Ontology annotation, cellular component: basolateral plasma membrane; plasma membrane. Gene Ontology annotation, biological process: regulation of intracellular pH; transmembrane transport; monoatomic anion transport. NCBI's taxonomy places the organism in Eukaryota, Metazoa, Chordata, Actinopteri, Syngnathiformes, Syngnathidae.